Molecule: messenger RNA, 849 nt
Organism: Cucurbitaria berberidis CBS 394.84
Lineage: Eukaryota; Fungi; Ascomycota; Dothideomycetes; Pleosporales; Cucurbitariaceae
Exons: 2
Coding region: 1-849 (282 amino acids)
Cellular component (GO): plasma membrane
Source: RefSeq, a predicted model, not a curated record
AUGAAGCCUUUUCUCGUUUUCUCGCAAGCGGCUCUCAUCCGUCUGGUGGCAUCCACUAGAACACCUCUCCUUCAAUUUGACCCUAAUACAACGAAAGACUGCGCCGAGUGGCAUAACGUUGCCGAUGGAGGCGAGACUUGCGACUACGUACGCAAAUUAUACGGCAUUACACCAGCGGAAUUCCAUGAAUGGAAUCCUUUGAUUGGUCUCGAUUGUACUCCCUGGUACGAUUGGCAAUCAUACUGUAUUGUCACCCAGAGAAGACUGGAUAGCGUCAAACCCUCGACAACAUCAUCCUCAGUGACCGUUUCCAGCCCGACUAGCGCGUCGUCUCUGGCUCCUUCUCCAACAGCUUGGGACUCAUUGGGUUGUUAUGCCCAGGACCCCGCCCGCUCUAUCCUUGAGCAGAACAUGAACCCCAGUGGAGAUGACUCCCUGACCAUUCUAGAUUGCAAAAGUACGUGCUAUCGCGGGGCAUACACCUUUGCAGGUGUACAGCAAGGUAACCAGUGCUGGUGCAGCAGCUUUGUGGGUGGUGAAUGGGCAAAAAAUCAAACCGAUUGCAACGUGCCCUGCACUGGGGACAAGAACACCGUCUGCGGUGGGAAAGGAGUCUUCAAUAUCUUCGAGGCAUUGUCAAACAGCAUUCCUGCUGUUAUCAGCUCUACGCCCAGCUCUGUGGCCAGCUCUACAACCAGAUCUGUGACGAGCUCUGCGACCAGCUCUGCAAGUGCUGCGACUGCUGCUCCCACCAGCAAUGGUGCAACGCCAAACAGAGCAUUGUUCGGAAUGGGGUUUCGAACUAUCAAAUCGUUGUAUUUGAGCUGCUUAACAUGCAUGUGCAUUUAA